AAGUUGAGGUAGGAUGUGCAUCCUUUCCCCACGACUGAAAGCCCACCUUUGCCUUCUGUGAGUGCCCGUCAUGGCCACAAGGAUCCCCGGGGCCACGUCAGUGUCAGCGUGUCGAUGGGGCCGCGGAGGACCACAUGCGAGGGGACAUCAAUGCCGGAGAAGCUGAAUUUGAGGAUGGAGCAAGGUGAAGCCUUGGAGAGCCCCCAGCAACUGCACUGAACACCAUGGAGCUCAUUUUCCGAAGAAAGCGGCUCGGUCUGCUGAAGCCCCUUCUCAGCCUCUCUCUGUUCUUCGCCUCGCUCCUCAUGAUCCACAAGCUCAGACUCCCCGAGAAGGACGCCACGGGGACGUAUAGGAGACACAUCGGCUGGUGCGGAGACUGCUUUUCAUUCAAGAAGACCGCCGCCAAGCAGUCUUGGGUGAACCGCACAACGCUCCGAGGAGUCUCCAACCGGACCGGCCCUUUCUGGAACGCGCAGGUGCUCAACUGCAGCGAGGACGCCACGGUGAGGACCAAGGACUGGUUUCGGAGGUUGGACUCACGGUUUCACCAGUUCGUCCUGCACCGGCACUGCAGGUACUUCCCGAUGCUCAUCAACCACCCGGAGAAGUGCUCAAAUGGCGGGGUGCACCUCCUCAUGGUGGUCAAGUCUGUAAUCGAGCAGCACGACCGGCGCGAGGCGGUGCGUAAGACCUGGGGCAAGGAACACGCUGUCGACGGCAAGAGCAUAAAGACCCUCUUUCUUUUGGGGAGCCCCGCUGUAGGCAAAGACAGUAAGAACCUACAGAAACUGAUCGAGUACGAGGACCGCAUCUACGGGGACAUCCUGCAGUGGGACUUCAUGGACACGUUCUUCAACUUGACCCUGAAGGAGGUCAACUUUCUUAAAUGGUUCAACAUCUACUGCCCAGGAGUCCAGUUUAUAUUCAAAGGAGACGAUGACGUGUUUGUGAACACCAACAACCUGCUGGACCUCAUCGGCUUCAAGGUGGAGGAGCACAAGGAGACCACUUUGUUUAUGGGGGACACCAUCUCCAAAGCCAUACCCAUCAGGAACAGACAGAGCAAAUACUUCAUCCCCAAGGAGCUCUAUGAUAAGCCCUACCCUCCCUACGUAGGAGGAGGCGGAUUCCUCAUGUCCUCCCAGCUGGCCAGGAGGCUCUUUGUGGUCUCCGAAGACCUGGAGCUGUAUCCCAUAGACGACGUAUUCUUGGGCAUGUGUCUUCAGAGACUGCGCCUGAGCCCGGAGAUGCACUUGGGCUUCAGAACCUUCGGCAUCACCAGGCGCAGGGUGAGCCCCAUGAACAGCGAGCCGUGCUUUUACAAGAACCUGGUGGUGGUGCACAAACUGAACGCAGAGGAGCUCGUCAAGAUGUGGAGGCUGGUGCAUGACGAGGAGCUGGUUUGUGCUCAAAGGACGUCUGUAUGACUCAAAUAGAAGUCAUGCGAAUAUAAGCUGAGAGGGCUUGGUUAUGAAUGAAUAAGUGAGGUUCUCCUCAGUGCCUUUUGGGAAACCACUACCAUACAAGGUCUACAGUGUCCAUAUCUCAGUGCCUUCAAAUAUGAGCCUCAGUGUGCAAGCCUGAAAGCCAAACCAUCAAUAAUACUGUAUCUGUGAAGGUUCUCAUUCAUCCAGGUCUUUGUCAUCUCAGGGCGUUCAAUCGUUCGUAACUGGACUGCUUGGUUUCUCUACUCAUCCGAGUAGGCUUCAUAAGUUCAUGCUCAUAGACUCAUAGAUUGCUCGUUGGCAUUAAAACAGUUUUUUUUUCUCACUACGAUAGGGAGAAACCAUGCUUGCCCAGGCACACCCUCCUGGUUUCUGGAGUAUGAAUAUUUGGGGUUUUGGCACCAACCGUUGGACUUGAUCUGACCAAUCUAAGUCUAUGAGCACGGACUGAUGAAGCCUACUCGGAUGAGCGGCGAAUGGUCUUCCAAACUAAAGUAAGUAAAGUAAAUUUUACUCAUAAGGCGUUUUUCACAGAUAAAAUCAAAAAGCGCUUUACAAAACAACAAUUCAAUUAAAACAACAGGGGCAAGAUCAUAAAAAGGAUACAUCCAUCCAUCCAUUUUUUACCGCUUAUUCCCUUUUGGGGUGGCGGGGGGCGCUGGCGCCUAUCUCAGCUACAAUCGGGCGGUAGGCGGUGUGCACCCUGGACAAGUCGCCACCUCAUCGCAGGGCCAACACAGAUAGACAACAUUCACACUCACAUUCACACACUAGGGCCAAUUUAGAAAAGGAUACAAAGUGGAUUAAAAAUGAAAAAAGGUGCAUUAACUAAAAGCUUUAAUAAAAAAAGAAAAGUUUUCAAAUGUUUCUUAAAAGUUUCAACACAGUCAAGGUCACGGAGGGACUGGUGCAAAUUGUUCCAGAGUCUGGGAGAUGUAGCUUGGAAUGCCAGGUGUCUACAGGUUUUACGAACGAGCUUUUGGGAUCUUUAGAAGACCCUGGCCUGAAGACCGGAGGCUGCGCCCUGAAGAGUAGGGGCAUAGCAAAUCAGAGGUGUACUGAGGGGCCCCACCUUGCAAUGCACGGCAUGUCAUGACCCCGACUUAAACAAGUUGAAAAACCUAUUGGGGUGUUACCAUUUAGUGGUCAAUUGUACGGAAUAUGUACUGAACUGUGCAAUCUACUAAUAAAAGUAUCAAUCAAUCAAUCAGUUAGGACUAAAAUGUUAUACUCAAUGCGGAAUUUAACCGGAAGCCAUUGAAGACUGAAUAGAACAGGGGUGAUAUGGGCUGUCAAAAGUCUGGUAGCUGAAUUUUGUUGAAGUCUCUUUAGUGUUGACUUGUUGAAGAGAGUGAAAAGAGAAUUCCACUAGUCAAUGCCAGACAAAAUGAACGUGUGAAUGAUCAGUUCCAGAUCCAAUUUUGACAACAAAAUUUCUCACUUCCAAGACAAACCAAGCAACCUACCAUGAAUUGAUUAACGUGGACCCCGACUUAAAUAAGUUGAAAAACCUAUUGGGGUGUUACCAUUUAGUGGUCAAUUGUACGGAAUAUGUACUGAACUGUGCAAUCUACUAAUAAAAGUAUCAAUCAAUCAAUCAGUUAGGACUAAAAUGUUAUACUCAAUGCGGAAUUUAACCGGAAGCCAUUGAAGACUGAAUAGAACAGGGGUGAUAUGGGCUGUCAAAAGUCUGGUAGCUGAAUUUUGUUGAAGUCUCUUUAGUGUUGACUUGUUGAAGAGAGUGAAAAGAGAAUUGCAGUAAUCAAUGCCAGACAAAAUGAACGUGUGAAUGAUCAGUUCCAGAUCCAAUUUUGACAACAAAAUUUUCACUUCCAAGACAAACCAAGCAACCUACCAUGAAUUGAUUUUCGAGGACCCCAACUUAAAUAAGUUGAAAAACUUAUUCAGGUGUUACCAUUUAGUGGUCAAUUGUACGGAAUAUGUACUGUACUGUGCAAUCUACUAAUAAAAGUAUCAAUCAAUCACUCAGGACUAAAAUGUUAUACUCAAUGCGGAAUUUAACCGGAAGCCAAUGAAGACUGAAUAGAACAGGUGAUGUAGGCUGUCAAAAGUCUGGCAGCUGCAUUUUGUACAGUCUGAAGUCUCUUUAGUGUUGACUUGUUGAAGAGAGUGAAAAGAGAAUUGCAGUAGUCAAUGCCAGACAAAAUGAACGUGUGAAUGAUCAAUUCCAGAUCCAAUUUUGACAACAAAUUUCUCACUUCCAAGACAAACCAAGCAACUUACCAUGAAUUGAUUUACGUGGACCCCGACUUAAAUAAGUUGAAAUACUUAUUCAGGUGCAACCAUUUAGUGGUCAAUUGUACGGAAUAUGUACUGUACUGUGCAAUCUAAUAAUAAAAGUAUCAAUCAAUCAAUCAAUCAGGACUAAAAUGUUAAACUCAAUGCGGAAUUUAACUGGAAGCCAUUGAAAACUGGAUAGAACGGGGUUGAUAUGGGCUGUCAAAAGUCUGGCAGCUGCAUUUUGUACAGUCUGAAGUCUCUUUAGUGUUGACUUGUUGAAGAGAGUGAAAAGAGAAUUGCAGUAGUCAAUGCCAGACAAAAUGAACGUGUGAAUGAUCAGUUCCAGAUCCAAUUUAGACAACAACAUUUCUCACUUCCAAGACAAACCAAGCAACCUACCAUGAAUUGAUUUACGUGGACCCCGACUUAAACAAGUUGAAAAACGUAUUCGGGUGUUACCAUUUAGUGGUCAAUUGUACGGAAUAUGUACUGUACUGUGCAAUCUAAUAAUAAAAGUAUCAAUCAAUCAAUCAGUCAGGACUAAAAUGUUAAACUCAAUGCGGAAUUUAACCGGAAGCCAAUGAAGACUGGAUAGAACGGGGGUGAUAUGGGCUGUCAAAAGUCUGGCAGCUGCAUUUUUUUACAGUCUGAAGUCUCUUUAGCGUUGACUUGUUGAAGAGAGUGAAAAGAGAAUUGCAGUAAUCAAUGCCAGACAAAAUGAACGUGUGAAUGAUCAGUUCCAGAUCCAAUUUUGACAACAAAAUUUUCUCUUCCAAGACAAACCAAGCAACCUACCAUGAAUUGAUUUUCGAGGACCCCAACUUAAAUAAGUUGAAAAACUUAUUCAGGUGUUACCAUUUAGUGGUCAAUUGUACGGAAUAUGUACUGUACUGUGCAAUCUACUAAUAAAAGUUUCAAUCAAUCACUCAGGACUAAAAUGUUAUACUCAAUGCGGAUUUUAACCGGAAGCCAAUGAAAACUGGAUAGAACGGGGGUGAUGUGGGAUGUCAAAAGUCUGGCAGCUGCAUUUUGUACAGUCUGAAGUCUCUUUAGUGUUGACUUGUUGAAGAGAGUGAAAAGAGAAUUGCAGUAGUCAAUGCCAGACAAAAUGAACGUGUGAAUGAUCAGUUCCAGAUCCAAUUUUGACAACAAAUUUCUCACUUCCAAGACAAACCAAGCAACUUACCAUGAAUUGAUUUACGUGGACCCCGACUUAAAUAAGUUGAAAUACUUAUUCAGGUGCAACCAUUUAGUGGUCAAUUGUACGGAAUAUGUAAUGUAUUGUGCAAUCUACUAAUAAAAGUUUCAAUCAAUCAAUCAGUCAGGACUAAAAUGUUAUACUCAAUGCGGAAUUUAACUGGAAGCCAUUGAAAACUGGAUAGAACGGGGUUGAUAUGGGCUGUCAAAAGUCUGGCAGCUGCAUUUUGUACAGUCUGAAGUCUCUUUAGUGUUGACUUGUUGAAGAGAGUGAAAAUAAAAUUGCAGUAGUCAAUGCCAGACAAAAUGAACGUGUGAAUGAUCAGUUCCAGAUCCAAUUUAGACAACAACAUUUCUCACUUCCAAGACAAACCAAGCAACCUACCAUGAAUUGAUUUACGUGGACCCCGACUUAAACAAGUUGAAAAACGUAUUCGGGUGUUACCAUUUAGUGGUCAAUUGUACGGAAUAUGUACUGUACUGCGCAAUCUACUAAUAAAAGUAUCAAUCAAUCAAUCAAUCAGGACUAAAAUGUUAAACUCAAUGCGGAAUUUAACCGGAAGCCAAUGAAGACUGGAUAGAACGGGGGUGAUAUGGGCUGUCAAAAGUCUGGCAGCUGCAUUUUUUUACAGUCUGAAGUCUCUUUAGCGUUGACUUGUUGAAGAGAGUGAAAAGAGAAUUGCAGUAAUCAAUGCCAGACAAAAUGAACGUGUGAAUGAUCAGUUCCAGAUCCAAUUUUGACAACAAAAUUUUCACUUCCAAGACAAACCAAGCAACCUACCAUGAAUUGAUUAACGUGGACCCCGACUUAAACAAGUUGAAAAACUUAUUUAGGUGCAACCAUUUAGUGGUCAAUUGUACGGAAUAUGUACUGUACUGUGCAAUCUACUAAUAAAAGUAUCAAUCAAUCAGGACUAAAAUAUUAAACUCAAUGCGGAAUUUAACCGGAAGCCAAUGAAAACUGGAUAGAACGGGGGUGAUAUGGGCUGUCAAAAGUCUGGCAGCUGCAUUUUGUACAGUCUGAAGUCUCUUUAGUGUUGACUUGUUGAAGAGAGUGAAAAGAGAAUUGCAGUAGUCAAUGCCAGACAAAAUGAACGUGUGAAUGAUCAGUUCCAGAUCCUAUUUUGACAACAAAAUUUUCACUUCCAAGACAAACCAAGCAACCUACCAUGAAUUGAUUAACGUGGACCCCGACUUAAACAAGUUGAAAAACUUAACCGGGUGUUACCAUUUAGUGGUCAAUUGUACGGAAUAUGUACUGUACUGUGCAAUCUACUAAUAAAAGUAUCAAUCAAUCAAUCAAUCAGUUAGGACUAAAAUGUUAUACCCAAUGAAGACUGGAUAGAACGGGGGUGAUGUGGGCUGUCAAAGGUCUGGCAGCAGCAUUUUGUACAGUCUGAAGUCUCUUUUAGCGUUGACUUGUUGAAGAGAAUCAAAAGAGAAUUCCACUAGUCAAUGCCAGACAAAAUUAAUGUGUGAAUGAUCAGUUCCAGAUCCAAUUUUGACAACAAAUUUCUCACUUCCAAGACAAACCAAGCAACUUACCAUGAAUUGAUUAACGUGGACUCCGACUUAAACAAGUUGAAAAAUGUAUUCGGGUGUUACCAUUUAGUGGUCAAUUGUACGGAAUAUGUACUGAACUGUGCAAUCUACUAAUAAAAGUAUCAAUCAAUCAAUCAGUUAGGACUAAAAUGUUAUACUCAAUGCGGAAUUUAACCGGAAGCCAUUGAAAACUGGAUAGAACGGGGGUGAUAUGGGCUGUCAAAAGUCUGGCAGCUGCAUUUUGUACAGUCUGAAGUCUCUUUAGCGUUGACUUGUUGAAAAGAAUCAAAAGAGAAUUCCACUAGUCAAUGCGAGACAAAAUUAAUGUGUGAAUGAUCAGUUCCAGAACCAAUUUUGACAACAAAUUUCUCACUUCCAAGACAAACCAAGCAACCUACCAUGAAUUGAUUAACGUGGACCCCGACUUAAAUAAGUUGAAAAACUUAUUCAGGUGUUACCAUUUAGUGGUCAAUUGUACGGAAUAUGUACUGUACAGUGCAAUCUACUAAUAAAAGUUUCAAUCAAUCAAUCAAUCAGUCAGGACUAAAAUGUUAUACUCAAUGCGGAAUUUAACCGGAAGCCAAUGAAAACUGGAUAGAACGGGGUUGAUAUGGGCUGUCAAAAGUCUGGCAGCUGCAUUUUGUACAGUCUGAAGUCUCUUUAGUGUUGACUUGUUGAAGAGAGUCACAAGAGAAUUGCAGUAGUCAAUGCCAGACAAAAUGAACGUGUGAAUGAUCAGUUCCAGAUCCAAUUUUGACAACAAAUUUCUCAAUUCCAAGACAAACCAAGCAACCUACCAUGAAUUGAUUAACGUGGACCCCGACUUAAACAAGUUGAAAAACUUAUUGGGGUGUUACCAUUUAGUGGUCAAUUGUACGGAAUAUGUACUGAACUGUGCAAUCUACUAAUAAAAGUAUCAAUCAAUCAAUCAGUUAGGACUAAAAUAUUAAACUCAAUGCGGAAUUUAACCGGAAGCCAUUGAAGACUGAAUAGAACAGGGGUGAUAUGGGCUGUCAAAAGUCUGGCAGCUGCAUUUUGUUGAAGUCUCUUUAGUGUUGACUUGUUGAAGAGAGUGAAAAGAGAAUUCCACUAGUCAAUGCCAGACAAAAUGAACGUGUGAAUGAUCAGUUCCAGAUCCAAUUUUGACAACAAAUUUCUCACUUCCAAGACAAACCAAGCAACCUACCAUGAAUUGAUUAACGUGGACCCCGACUUAAAUUAGUUGAAGAACUUAUUCGGGUGUUACCAUUUAGUGGUCAAUUGUACGGAAUAUGUACUGUACUGUGCAAUCUACUAAUAAAAGUUUCAAUCAAUCAAUCAAUCAGUCCAGUUUCGAACGGUUGAACGCCCUGAGAUAAAACUGUAUAUCUUGCUGAGAGCCUGUGUCCUCUGCAGUGGACGUUUGAGGUCAUAGGGCUAUCCUUUCCACACCAAAAACAUGUGUAACUGCACGGUUAAAAAUAUUUGUAUUUAUUUAAUCAGAGUGACUAUUGUCAAGUUGACAGAACAAAUUGCUCAUCACAACUAAGUAAAAAGAGUUAUGGCAACCGAAAAUACAACAAAGCGUGGAAAGUCAUUAAAAACUCACAAUACAUGAAAUGAUUAACGUGGACUCCGACUUAAACAAGUUGAAAAACGUAUUGGGGUGUUACCAUUUAGUGGUCAAUUGUACGGAAUAUGUACUGUA
Molecule: messenger RNA, 8115 nt
Organism: Nerophis ophidion (straightnose pipefish)
Lineage: Eukaryota; Metazoa; Chordata; Actinopteri; Syngnathiformes; Syngnathidae
Gene: b3gnt7l
Product: UDP-GlcNAc:betaGal beta-1,3-N-acetylglucosaminyltransferase 7, like
Exons: 1
Coding region: 225-1430 (401 amino acids)
Cellular component (GO): membrane
Molecular function (GO): hexosyltransferase activity
Source: RefSeq, a predicted model, not a curated record